Cornus florida is the source of this 1926-nucleotide messenger RNA. RefSeq names its product DNA repair protein RAD51 homolog 2. The record is from RefSeq and is a predicted model, not a curated record. Gene Ontology annotation, molecular function: four-way junction DNA binding; ATP hydrolysis activity; ATP binding. Gene Ontology annotation, biological process: double-strand break repair via homologous recombination. Bases 151 to 1266 code for a protein of 371 amino acids. Lineage: Eukaryota; Viridiplantae; Streptophyta; Magnoliopsida; Cornales; Cornaceae. Gene Ontology annotation, cellular component: replication fork; Rad51B-Rad51C-Rad51D-XRCC2 complex. The transcript has 16 exons.
GUUCCAUUUUUGGAGGCCUGGAAACUCCGCCAAACGGGCCCUAAGAAAUUUCCUUAGCAACUGGCUAGGGUUUAGAUUUGGCGGGAAAGUCACGAAAGCUACAACAAAAUGUGCUAAAAGAGGCCAUAGAAAUCCAUUCUAGAAGGAGAGAUGGCGAACAAGCUCAUCACUCAGAUGGGUCUGCCCAAAUCAAUAGCAAACAUACUCGCAGCUCGUAACAUCACAACCGCCAAGGAUGCAUUGUCCUUAACUGAAUUUGAGUUGAUGGAGUUGUUGGAUGUCGGGUUGGCAGAAGUUACAUCCGCUGUAGCAUACAUAAGUGAAAUUGCAUGUCCACCUUUUCAAACUGCAAUAUCACUGCUGGAGCAGCACCUAGAAAAUGAGUUCUUUGCUGGGCAUCUUCCCACACGUCUGAAAGGAUUAGAUGGGGCCUUAUGUGGUGGAAUACCAUUUGGUGUUUUGACUGAGGUAGUCGGUCCUGCAGGAAUUGGCAAAACACAAUUUUGCCUGAAGCUUUCGUUGCUAGCUUCACUGCCUGCUAAUUGUGGAGGUCUAGAUGGCCAUGUAAUAUAUAUAGAUGUAGAAUCCAAAUUUAGUUCAAGAAGGAUGAUAGAAAUUGGAGUUAAUAGUUUCCCAGAAAUAUUUCACACAGAAGGAAUGGCGCAGGAGAUGGCUGGCAGGAUCCUAGUUUUGCGGCCUUCAUCUCUAUCUGAAUUCACUGAGAGCUUACAACAAAUCAAGGUUUCACUUCUUCAGCACAAAGUGAAGCUGCUUGUCAUUGAUAGCAUGGCAGCUCUUAUUUCAGGGGAAUAUGAACAGGGACCUCCUAGACAACAUGCACUGGGUUGGCAUAUUUCAUUUAUUAAGUCACUUGCAGAAUUUUCGCGAAUUCCUAUACUGGUGACUAACCAAGUAAGAUCUCAAAGUAGUGAUGAAGCUUCCCAAUAUUCUUUUCAAGUGCCAAGCUGGGAUGACACUGUGAAUGACCCCGCAAGGUUUGAUUCUCAUCUUGGCGCUGCUUUAGGAAUUCACUGGGCUCAUGCUGUUGCUAUUCGUCUUGUGCUCGAAUCUAAAUCAGGUCAGAGGUUUAUGAAGAUAGCAAAGUCUCCAAUAUCUCCAUCUCUCUCAUUCCCUUUCAAAAUAACUUCAUCAGGGAUUUUGUUGCUCAGCGAUGAUGGAAUAGAGAUGACAGGGCCACAAAUGAAUACCAUACAUUGUCAAGGCCACAACAACAUCAUUAAUUUUGAUAAUGAAAAGUUUCGGUGAUCGAUCAAGGUGAAAGCUGCAUUAUCAAUAUGAAGAUAUUAUUAAGUCUAACAACAGACAUCCUGUACGUAAAAGCAAUGUCUUUUGGGUAAUCUGGUUUGAGUCAAAUCCUUGGAACAAGAAUACCUUAACAUGCACUUCAUUGAGAUUCAAGACAAUUGGUUCUUGUUUAUUCUUUGUUAAAACCGAGGGAAAGAGAUUUUAAAUUAUACUAUUGAAUAUUAAAGAUAUGUGAACUGUCUUGCUUAUUCUUUGCUAUAGAAGACAUAAAGUACUCUACAACCUUCUAAGAUGGUUUUAUUUAAACAAUAGAAAAAGACAAAGACAAGAAGCCAACCUUUGCUGAUUUUUAAGAUGGUCCACUUGGUGACCCCAAAAGUUGAAGAUGCUUUUUUUUCCAAGAGGUGCCUUCGAAGGUGGGGUUUUAUUGCUGUGACACACUGCUGCUGAUGGUAUCAUUUUAGGUGUGAUUUUUGUGACUUGUGUCUUUUUUCUAAUGAAAGGGUAAAAAGGAAAAAUGGACAUAUUUUUAUAUUCACAACUCAUUAUGCUUCAUCUACAGAAAUAAUAUUACUAUUUUUUCUUCUUCUAGAUGUUGUAGAAUCAAUUAGAGAUAUAUGUGAAUGAGAAAAUGUGGAAGGCCUAUUUUAUAUUUGAAAA